This is a messenger RNA of Durio zibethinus, 3117 nucleotides long. RefSeq names its product Calcineurin-like metallo-phosphoesterase superfamily protein. Gene Ontology annotation, molecular function: hydrolase activity. Lineage: Eukaryota; Viridiplantae; Streptophyta; Magnoliopsida; Malvales; Malvaceae. The record is from RefSeq and is a predicted model, not a curated record.
UCAUUCGCAGACCGACCCGACUUAGCCCGGAGCACCUUUACCUAAAUUCCAACCAUACCAAUUUUAUUUCAUUAAAAAGUUUUAUUUUAUUUAUUUAUUUAUAAUUUUAAUGUACCUUAGUUAGUCAUCUGUUUUGACAAACGAUGUUGCCAGCGGACAGCCAUAUAAAACUAGUUCAUUGAAGAGAGAACCAAACGGUCCUAAGGUCCAAUCGAAACCAAAGCCACCUUUUAGAGACGGAAGAAAGUGAUGGUUGGGAACAUGGGCAUCCUUGUUUUGAUUCUCCUACCGUUUUUGUUAUGCCUGAAAGUACCCAUAUAUUGUGCUCAAGAAGAAGAUCGCACACCCUCAUUUUCUUCACAUAGAACAGUCAUAGACUUAAAAGAUGGCCCAGAAUCAGUGGUAUGGGUGGUUCAGCUCUCUGAUCUCCAUUUCAGUGUUCACCAUCCUGACAGAGCCAUUGACUUUAAGAACCUUGUGCCUCCUGCUCUUUCCAUGAUCAACCCUUCUCUUGUCCUCAUCACUGGUGAUCUCACAGAUGGGAAAAGCAAGGAUUUGUUAGUAAUGAAGCAGAAUGAAGAGGAAUGGAUGGAAUACAAGAAUGUAAUGGAUGAUGUUGUCCAAAGGACUGGACUUGAUAAGAACAUCUUCUAUGAUCUUAGAGGUAAUCAUGAUAAUUUUGGUGUACCUGUGGUUGGUGGUUCGUUUGAUUUCUACUCAAAGUAUAGUAUCAAUGGGCAAUUUGGAAGGAGUGGACAUGUAAAUAGUGUCACUCUUCAGGCUGGUGAGCAGAAAUAUCUGUUUGUGGGGUUGGACAGCACAAUGUCUGUUGGUUUACGAGGCCCAACUAAUCUUUUUGGGCAUCCAACUGACCAACUGUUGACUGAAAUAGACUUGGAGCUAUCACAAUGGGAUUCUCAUUCACCUAAACCAGUGAGCAAGAUAUCUUUUGGGCAUUUCCCUCUUUCAUUUUCAGCAUCCUCUCAAUCUGGGAAGACCCUGAAAGAUAUUUUCCUCAAGCAUUCCCUUUCAGCUUAUGUAUGUGGGCAUCUUCAUACAAGUUUUGGAAAAAACUUAAAGAGGCACCACUUGUCAAGUCAUCUUUUUUUAUCUUCACAGAAGUUUUUCCAGUUUAAUGUACAUCAAAUACCUUCUGAAGGCACUAAGAAUUGUUCAUUUGGAGCCCCACCAGUUGAAGAAUUUUGGGAAUGGGAGAUGGGUGACUGGAGGAAGAGUAGAGCCAUGCGAAUCUUGGCCAUUGAUAGAGGUCAUGUUUCAUUUGCUGAUAUUGAUUUUAUGUCUGGGUCCAAAAAGACUAUUAUAUUACCCACAUUUCCACUUGACUCACGUUUCAUGUCAAAAUCUUCUUCACACCAUGAAUAUGAAUGUGAGCAUAUGCUCCCUUCCUCUUAUGAGACAGUGAGAGCUCUUGUGUUUUCUGUUUCUCCAAUCGUAUCAGUUGUGGCUAAAAUCUAUGAUUCGAGAUAUGGAAACCUUGAUACUGUUAUGGAGGUGCCAAUGACCAAGCAUGUAGAUACAUCCUCCAGGGGAGAUCUUUAUACUGUUCCUUGGAAUUAUAAAGCAUUUGAAGAUUCUUCUGCAGAUAGAUUCUGGCUGCAAAUAGAAGCAACUGAUGUCAUGGGCCGAACAACUAUGACUGAACUUAGACCAUUUUCUAUAAAUGGACUUCAUGCUAAGGUACUGUGGACUUGGAAGGAGUUUUUUGUUAUGGGUUGUCAAUGGGCAGCCUUGUAUUACCCAAUUCUUUGGUUGGCUAUGUACUUUCUACUCUUGCUUCUUCUUAUCCCAAGAGCUUUUCUCUUUUUCUCAAGGAAACGAUACACUCACAAGAAUUCUCUCAAUGGAAAAAGCCUCAUAAAUGGUAUAGGAUGGGUUUUGCAAGAGCUCUGCAGGGUUCCCUUCGCAUGGUUUGGUUUUCUGGGAUACUUAUUCUACCUGAUUUUAUUUCCCUGGUUCGCUGCACAAGUUUUUACUGAUGGUGGAGAUAGGGGAUACAUGACAUACAUGGGCUGGGUAGUGAAAUCCUCCAAUAAUAAGAAAAAUCUUGAUUAUAUUGGAUCUCCUGAUAUCAUGGUAGUUGUUCUUCCUCAUCUCAUCUUUGUGGUUUUACCAGCUAUUUUCUUCACAGGAGCUCUAGCAGCUGAGAGAGCUGUCUAUAGAGAUAAGUUUCUAUCAAUUUCAGGAAAGAAAGAAGAUGACUACAGUAGACUGAAUAAAAGAUCUCUUAGGUAUGAUUCCCGAGGCAGUAGAAGAUCAAAGUUUCAUUUUGGUGGGAAUUGGAUACGGUCAAUCCUUUUGAUUCUUUGCCUGGCAAUCUUUUGGAAGCAUUUUAAGAAUUGCAGAGCCCUCAUGAAAGCAUAUGAGAUGAAUCCAUUGCUUCAUUUUCCGGCAUAUACUCUUGGAAUUCCACUAUUGUUGGUUUAUGUUAUCCACCAAACUAGGAGGGAUUAACAAGUGAAGUUGGAUUUCUCUUCUCCAUUUUUUCUUUUUUGUGCUAUGCCAUAGGAAACUUUUUGUACUAUGGCAUGGAAGCACAAAGCAUCUCUGGUCCGGUUGGCUUAAUAUUUGGCCUAAACACACUGCACCUGCUGUCUACAGGGUUUGAUGCUUGAUGCUCCGUCAUCCUAGAUGGAGCUCAAAGUACACGAAAAGAUCACCAAGAUGAUUACAGCCUUAGCUGAACGCCUGGAUUAGUUGAAAAUGUAGUGAUAGCCUUUGAGGUAAUGUAAUACUACCUGACAACUAACAAGGGAACUUCGGAUAUGGAACCUUUGUCUUCUGAUUACAAUUUUGCCAUUUACCACUGUUAAAGACAAGCAACUGUUUUGCAUUAUAUUGAACCCUCUUUCUGGUUUUUACUUAUUUGGCCUUUGGUGUGGCUGAGAGCAUAAAUGCAAUUUGUUUCUCUGUAAUUGUUAACAGAAAGCUGGAGCUUCUAGAAGUUGCUCUAGAACUAAAGAACAAAACAAAGUUCUCUUUCUUCUUCUGAUAUUUUUGUGACAUAUGUGAAGCCACACGAGACUAGGGCAGCAUACGGUUCGGUUUAGCUCGAUUUUAGAAAAAAUUUAAAAUAAAAAAGAAAUGCUUUUUAAAAUU